Molecule: messenger RNA, 1388 nt
Organism: Cephus cinctus (wheat stem sawfly)
Lineage: Eukaryota; Metazoa; Arthropoda; Insecta; Hymenoptera; Cephidae
Gene: mRpL19
Product: 39S ribosomal protein L19, mitochondrial
Exons: 4
Coding region: 109-1041 (310 amino acids)
Biological process (GO): translation
Cellular component (GO): ribosome; mitochondrial large ribosomal subunit
Molecular function (GO): structural constituent of ribosome
Source: RefSeq, a predicted model, not a curated record
GUAUCGCCUAAAACCGGAGCGUUGUGCAUCUCCCCGCUCAUCACUGUCAUUUCUGACUCUAUAUUACUCUCACUCUUUCAAUAGUUUAAUGUGGUUCAAUGUGGUUUAAUGCACGGUGCUUUAAAGAUGUCUGCUGCUGUAGGAAGAGUUUUGUCUCAGCAAAUGAGACAAAGCUUAAAAGUACUGAAGAGUUUAGCCGGGAAGAAAAAUCGAUGUUUCUCAGCCAGUGUACCAAUUCCAAAAGAAGGGUCAGUAAGCAAUAAUGAACAGAAAUCAGUGAAUAGAGGGAAAUCAGCAGAUCCUUUGGAAUGUCGUUUUAUGUAUCCGGAAUUCUUACCAGAUCCAAAGCCAGAAUAUCGAAAUUCUCUUAGAGAAAAGUUAGAGCGUGCAGAUAUGAUGGCAAGAAGAAGUAAAAUCGAUAUUCCUGAAUUUUAUGUUGGAUCAAUUUUAGCAGUAACAGUUUCUGACCCUCAUGCACCUGGAAAAAGUAAUAGAUUUGUUGGAAUUUGCAUCAAAAGGAGUGGUUGUGGCCUUAGAGCUAACUUUAUACUUCGAAACGUUGUUGAUAAUCAAGGGGUAGAGGUUCUUUAUGAAUUAUAUGAUCCAACCAUUCAGAAAAUUGAUUGUUUGAGGCUUGAAAAAAGACUAGACAAUGAACUAUUGUAUCUCAGAGAUGCCCCAGAAGAGUAUAGCACAUUUUCAUUUGAUAUGGAACCUGAGAUUAUACCUGAGGGUACUCCAGUUCCAGUAAAUGAUCUUAAGGUAACGUUAAAACCUCAACCCUGGCUAGAGAAAUGGGAAAGAAAAGAUUUGAAGGGAGUUCGAGACAUAGUGGUUAAUCAAAAACGUGAAAUGAAAGCCAAAGCUGCACUUAAGCCAUGGGAAAAGUAUGACCUUAUGAAAAUUUAUAGAGAAACUAUACCCGAAGAAGAGCAAAAAGAAAUCUUUGCAGAGGUCUAUUCGGAUCUUCACAAUCUUGAGAUUACACGACAAAAAAUGAAGAGACAGCGCACAUUCAUACGACCGAAAAAGUCGGGCUAACUGUAUAUUAUAGAUAUAAAAGUUGCACAUUGAGUGUAUUUACUGCAUUCUCAUAAUGCAAAUUAUCCAAAUAAGUAAAUACUUAAUACGAACGGAUGCACAUAAAUAGUAUUUUAAAUAAAAGUAAGACACACUAUUUUCAGCUGUGUCUAGAAGAAAAUACCGAAAAACUUCUUUAUGUAUAGCCUUAAUUAUCUGAAGGAAACCAGCAAAAAAUAUAAAAUUUAAACAGAGAAGCAACCCUUUUAUAUACAAAACUUAUAAUGCUGUGUCUUAGAUUUUACAAGUAUCGUUGACUAUCUUUUUUAAAUCAUUUUUCAAUAUACGUCAACAUAUCAUAUUAAAUA